Messenger RNA from Blumeria graminis f. sp. triticale, 3507 nucleotides. NCBI's taxonomy places the organism in Eukaryota, Fungi, Ascomycota, Leotiomycetes, Helotiales, Erysiphaceae. The record is from the annotation of a GenBank genome assembly.
AUGAAAUCUAAUAAAGUCGAAGAAGUAAUUUCAUUGAAUGGUCAAUUUGACGAGACUGGGCCAUACGUAUUACGAAAUCUCUUGACGGGUAUUCCUUUAUCUAUCGAAGGAGCAAGGGAUGAAGUUCAGAUCAAUUGUGUAGAGCUUUUAGAUCACAAUCUCUAUGUCGGUACUUCGUCUUCCGAACUGUUACACUUUGUGCGAAUUCCGUGCGAUCCCGACGUAAAUGUUGGAUCACCUUCUUACAUACUUGCCUCAAGAUUACCUCCUGAAUUCCACGAUGUCCCGAACGAGACACGGCCCGGUGUCCAACAGAUUCUACUAUUACCGAGUGUCAACAAGGCCUGUAUACUUUGCAACUCAACCGUUACAUUUUAUUCACUUCCAGAACUUAGCCCUGCAUUUGGAACUACCCAGAUACGGCAGUGUAGUUGGAUUGGAGGCGUGGACUUGAAUAUAAACCCUAAAGAAGGUUCGUCAGAUGGCAAGCCUCCAUCUUUGACCAUUCUUGCUUCCUUAAGCAAAAAGAUAAGAGUUAUCAGAAUCAGCGAGACUCCCCGCGGAUUGAGAUCAAUUGAUUUUUCUGGAAGUGUGAUUUCCGUACGUCGAGACUCAUAUGCAUGUGUUGCUGAUACACGGUCUUAUGCUCUCAUUGAUGUUGAUCGCUUGCUCAAGAUACCUCUAUUUCCCAUAUCUUCACUAGAUGUAUCUCAACCUGAAAAAGGUAACGUUAGUCAGGAAAUCCUGGAAGAACAGAAAGCUUGCGUUCCCAAAAUAAUUUCUUCAGCACAGGUGGAAGCGGCAGAAUCUCAACUCACUCAAAAAAAUGCUCAGAGUACGAACUUAGAUGUCACUUUACAGAAAAGCGUAGGCAAAAAAUCACCCCAUAGUUCUGUCGACGAUAAUUUUCACGAGGAUCCUCAAAAUAGUUUCUGUCGAGAAACCACACUUAAUACGCCGACCGCUAGCCAGUCGAAACCUUCUUUGAUCAAAAAUAUCAGCCCAAGUCUGCUGCCAUCACAAUUAUUGACAAUAUUGAAUCAGGAUAAACCAUCUCACGCAUCUACACCAUCAAUUUUCCUCAAGCCUCACAUUGUAUCUCCAACACCGCAGGAAUUUCUUUUGGUCACAGGUACUAGUCCUUCCGACCCAGGCGUCGGCAUGUUUGUCAACCUAGAAGGUGACCCCACUCGUUCCACCCUUGGGUUUGAGCGAUACCCAGAUGACAUUGUCGUAGACGGACGAGGAGUUAAAGUAGGAAAAUCCCAGGCCAUGGCUAGUUCUGACGACGAAGGCUUUUUACUUGCGUCUAUGAUUCGACACACCGAUAAAAUUUCACGUGGAAUUGAAAUUCAGCGUUGGGAUAUCGAUGCUGAUGAGGCUAACAAAGAUAAAUUCUGGCUAGAGGUUCCAACAACUUCAAGAGAUAAUUCUAGUCUAGGCUUACGGCUAGUAAUUGAUUCAGAGGUCUUACACUUCAGUGAUGUGGUCGAAAAGCUUAGAUUAUACCGCUUUCGACCAAAUGGUCACAAACCAAGAAUGGGUAUUUCAAAUCCAUACUUAAAUACUUCAGAUUUGCAGACAGGUGAUUCUUCUAGUAAUAUUUCAAUGAAAAUUCCAAUCAUCAAAGAAUGUGAUACGGUUUUGGAAGAGUGGGAGCUCAAAAGAAUCGAGGAAGAAGGUCAACUUGCCAAUCGACUAGCAGGCUCCAGAUCCCAAAUUGUUGUUUGGUCAGGAGAUAAUAUUUGGUGGGCAGUUAGGAAUCCUUUAGUCCUACGUCUAGACGCUAGACUUCCAGAAAUCACAUCGAUCUCUAGCCUUAAUAAACAGGCAAACCCUUCCAUAAACAGAUCACUACUUAUUGAUAUAAUCAUGUCUCUUAGUGGACGUGAGGCGAAAACAGAGGCAGAUUAUAUAAGCCUUGGAUAUAUACGACAGAAAGCUGGACUAUUACUUUUCCUAAAUAGCGCUUUCGCUUUAGACUAUAAACCAACAAAAGCUGAAUAUAAAAUUGCAGCUGAAGCUCUUAUACAGGGUGGUCUAGAUCCUCGAGUUCUUCUUGCUACUAUCCCUUACCUUCGAGACGAAAUAAUCGAGACUAAGAAAGGUAUAUGGAUUUGUAAUGGUAUCAAAAAUAUUGUUGAAAAUUUUAUUGCUGAUUUUGGGUCAAUAAAUGCGGAUGAAAUUAGCUUUGGUAGUAUUUCUAACGAGAAAGAGGUUUUUAGCACUGUCGAUGCCUGUCUCUUGGCUGUGCUGCUUAAGCUUGAUGUUUUAACUUCCCCAGAAACUCAUGAGGAGAAUUCGGUUCAAGAAGAAUUGUACAGGCUAGUUGAUCACGGAGUCGAUUGCUUUGAAAGAGCCGUUAAACUCCUUGAAUCUUAUAAUCGUCUUUAUGCUCUAAGUCGCUUGUAUCAGAGUCGCAAUAUGAACGAAAAAGUUCUUAGUACUUGGCAGAGAAUAAUAGAUGGUGAACUCGAUGAAGGAGGUGAAUUUACGGACAGUGUCAAAAAAUUCCAGGCGUAUCUAAUCAAAAGCCAAGACAAAUCAUUAAUUCUCAGAUAUGGUGGCUGGCUAGCAUCUCACAGCCCCAAACUCGGAGUUCAAGUAUUUGACGAAGAAAAAAGUCAUGUAAAAUUCGAAAAUGACCAAGUCAUUGAAAUUCUGCGGAAUAGGGCUCCCGAUGCGGUCAAAGAAUAUCUCGAACUCCUAGUAUUUCAGAGACGCCUCACAAAGUAUAUAGAUGAGCUGAUUUCACAAUACCUGAAAACUAUUUUGCAAAAACUGAAUAACUCAAAUGAUAUAAGCUUGAAACUAGAGCAGAGCUACCAGAAUUACCGAGCUCUCCGACCUCCUAAACCAUCAUAUCGUCAAUUCAUCGUAGAAAAUUUGAUAGAGGAAGAUUGGUGGGCUUGUCGAAUAAAACUUCUACAGCUGCUAAGCGGGAACCAAGGCACACCAUCUACUUAUGACACACACGAAAUCCUUGUUCAAAUAGCGCCUUUUGCUGAGCAACUAGUUCCUGAAAUAAUUAUCCUUAAUGGGCGACGAUCUAAUCAUGAAGAGGCUAUACGGCUACUUUCACAUAGCCUAGGAGAUUAUGACACAGCUAUUAACUAUUGUCUAUCAGAGGGCUCGAGUAUCUAUUACCCUAAUGCUGAUGCGACGAUUAACGAUGAAAUACCGUCACAAGAAAAGCAGGCAGGGCUUUUUCGUAUUUUAUUAUUAGAGUUCCUGAAAAUAGAAGACCUAAGUGAUCGUGUAGAGCAAACAAGCAAUCUACUAGAAAGAUUCGGUGGCUGGCUUGAUGUUGAACAUGUACUCGAAUUAAUACCAGACACUUGGUCGGUUGAUAUUAUCUCGGGGUUCCUUAAAAUUGCGCUAAAACGUAUCGUAAGUGAAAGAAACGAAUCCAUGGUUGUUAAGGCCCUUAGUGCUGCAGAAAAUCUCAAAAUAGAUGCAGAGAUUUCUGAGAAACUAAAAAUAAAAAAGGGUUUAAUUGAAACAUGA